Messenger RNA from Daphnia magna, 2958 nucleotides. RefSeq lists its product as uncharacterized. Lineage: Eukaryota; Metazoa; Arthropoda; Branchiopoda; Diplostraca; Daphniidae. Bases 128 to 2737 code for a protein of 869 amino acids. The record is from RefSeq and is a predicted model, not a curated record. The transcript has 5 exons.
CACCAGAAUAGAAUGAGUAAACUGUCAUGGCGGUGUGACAGUCUUACCUUGUUCAGUCGUUUCAUUCACACGUCUAAAGAAAUUUCAAUUAAUAUUUAUAAUUUUUCUCUAUUUCGUGUCACAAAACAUGGAUAAUCGUUUCGAACUAGUGAGUGAUGAACAGGUGUAUGAAAUCCUCCUGGUCUGUGGUAAACUUAAACGAAAGAGAAAGGUGAAAGUCAAUUGUCUGACACCAGAAUAUAGGCAAAAAAUGAAAAGAAUUGCUGUUAAAGAACUACAUCAGUGGAUGUCUAACGGAGUUUCAGAAAGUUUUAUGACGCAUUUGAAAGAAUUGUCCUCAACAUUGCCUGAACUGUUUGCAUUAAAGCAAUCAUUUACUCCUGCUAUGGAAAUCUCGACAGCGAAUAAAGAAAUUAGUAAACAACCUUCAUUCGACCAUUUGGAAGUUGAUAUGCUGAAAGAUUUGAUAGAGAAUAACUCUGACAUGAGAACAGAUCCUGAACCAGAAUAUUGCAUAGUUAAAACAUCUUUACAUGUGCAUCAAGCCGAAAAAAGUGUGGAUUUCUUAACGUCAGAUGUCAUAAUGUCAGAUGACAACCAACAAUUGAAUGAUGCAGAUUAUGAUGGAUUUCAAGGGACGACUGUUUUAGAUGUGACAGACAGUUCCUCACUGAGUAGCAACAUAUUAUCUUUCACUCGCAUUCUCCAACAUUGGGCCGCUAGCACUAAUCAAAAGAAAAGCUACCUUACGUACCUGCUUCAGUUGCUAAAAGAACACAAACCCCUCCUAGAUUUUGACACACUUCCAGCUUCUGGUAAUCAACUUAUGUUUAUUGACGGGCGCGAUAUGCCCCAGCCAUUUGCAACAAGUGAAAAUACUACAAGCAAGAAAUAUCCACUACCUCCAGUUAUUGAUUUAAACAUUAACGGCAAUGGAAGAUACUGUCAUUUCGGUCUAGAAAAUGCACUUUCUGGAAUCUCACCAGGAUCAUACUUCCACAAUUCCGACUUAUUGCAGUACGCGACCAUAUUCAAAACUAAUCCGGAAUGCAUACCAAUUUGUAUUAGAAAAAAGGUUGAACAACUUGAUGGAGAAGCAGUAAUGGAAGAAGCUAGGAGAAUUCUGAGAGGCGAAGGUGCAGUACCUGAUACUCAGCAGUCUUCCAUGAAUAUUCCUCAUUUUGAAGCAGACAUAACUGCAGAUGGUGUACAACUUUUCAACAACUCCGAGAAAGCAGAAUGCAUUCCAAUUUGCAUUGUGGUUCAUUCAGUGAGUGAGUCUUCCGAUCGGUCAUCACACAAACCAAUUGUGCUACAAAUGAGAUCUCCUAUAAUUGUUGGUGUAGGACACUCUAAAGGAAAACCAGACAUCAACGAGUUCUUAUCUCCUGUUUUAGAAGAGUUAAUCAGACUGGAUCCAAACAAUCACGAUGAAUUGAUCACCAGGGGUCGUCAAUUCACAGUGUCGCUUCGAUGUGUAAUUGCUGAUUGGCCCAUGCGCUCUUAUUUAAAAAGGAUAAAAGGCCAUUCAGGAUACUGGAGCUGUGAGAGAUGUGUGCAAAAGGGUGUUUCGUGUGACAUUAACUCUAGUAGAAGUAAGAAAAAGAAACAAAAAAAAACUAUUCAAUUUCUCGAAUUAAACGCACCCCCUCGAACAGACGAGGAUUUCCUGACAUAUUGCCAGUCCGACAACUGCCUUGAUGAACACAUCAACAGUCUUCACGAUCUCAGCCCGCUCCAUAAGUUGAAUUUCCCCAUGGUCAGCGGUUUCGUUUUGGAACCCAUGCAUACGUUUUAUGCUGGGUGCGUAGGAGGUAGACUGAAAGGUAUCGCCGGCAAAAAAAGUGAAGGAAAAUUAAGCUCAUCACAGUUAGCUAAGGUGGAUCAGAGAUUAGCACUAUUGAAACUGUGCAAGCCUUUUGAAUUCGAUAGGCAUGUUCGAAGUCUAAGUCAAUGCGUUAAGAAAUACAAGCAUCAUGAGAUACGAGAUAUGUUGAUGUAUAUUUUGAUACCCGUCUUUAGUGGUAUUUUACAAGCCGACAAAUUGGAAAAUCUUCUUCUUCUACAAUACGCAAUGCUUCUUAUUGGCGGCUUUGACUCUUCUCCCAUAUCGUCGGCAAAAAUUAAAGAAGCGUCCCGCGUUUUGAAGUUGUACGUUCAACAAUUAAUUGAUUUUGGGUACCCUAUCAGGCCAACCACUCACGCAUCCUCUCAUUUACCUGAAGACGCAGUAAAAUUUGAUUGUGGGGUAGAAGCACUUAGUGCAUUCGUUUUUGAAAAUUUUUAUAGGUUUUUUAGGAACAUCCUUUCAUCCGGGAACUUGCCACUAGAACAAAUUAGGAAUAGGUUAGUUGAAAGGUCUAAGUACCUAUUGCCAACUUCAGCGGAUGGUAUGAUAAUUAAUUCUUCAAAGCAGUUUCACAUUGAAUUAAAGAAACUGGAAGCUAAUAAAAGCGGAAAAAAGAUUGUCGUUACAUUUACAGAAUGGAAAGGUACCAGAAAAAUAGUUUUUCCUGAUUUCGUGCUAACUAACAAAUAUCCAAAUAAUAUAUGUUUACUAAAAAAUGGCAAUAUUGUAGUGUGCAAAGAUCUCAUCGAGUCCCCACCAAAGAGUAAGGUGUUUCUGAUUAUUGGUUCCCUUUUUAAAGUGAGAGAACCUGCUUGCGUUCAGCCUUAUUUGUCAUCGGACUACGACACAUUUUUAGUUUCAAAACUUGAUGACCUCAUCGGUGAAUGAAAUUUAAAUAAUGUACAAUGUAAAAUGUACGCAGUUCCUUACAAGUUGGUUGAUUAUUCUAAAUUGCCAGAUAUAACGUUAACUAAUGUAUCCAACAUAAAAUGGUUCGUAACACCAAUCCGCCAUACUAUUUGAUCACUAACCAUGAGAGUUUAACUCUAUUAUCCUGAUUCCAUUUAUAUUUUACCUUGUCUGUAUUUCAAUAUAAAAUUCAAAUAUAA